Messenger RNA from Galdieria sulphuraria, 773 nucleotides. RefSeq names its product photosystem II Psb27 protein. The coding region runs from base 86 to 667 and encodes 193 amino acids. The transcript has 2 exons. The record is from RefSeq and is a predicted model, not a curated record. Gene Ontology annotation, cellular component: photosystem II. Gene Ontology annotation, biological process: photosystem II repair; photosystem II assembly. Lineage: Eukaryota; Rhodophyta; Bangiophyceae; Galdieriales; Galdieriaceae.
CUUCAUCUCUUGAAGAUUGCGUGGUUUGUGCCUUGUCGCAAGAUUAUUCACUCCACUAGGAGUUUGAUCUGUUCUCUAUUUUUGAAUGGACUGCUUUGUGAAUAGCAGAAUUUUUAGUCUUGGUUGUAGUAGAGUGACAUACUUUGGUUGUCACAAGGGUUUCAUCCAAGUGUCUCCUUGCCUGCGUGUUCGUACUCACCGACAGGCUUGUGUUUGUAUUCGGAGUUGUCGAAACUCUUCAUCAAGUCAAUAUUCGUUCAAUCGAAGAGACUUGAUAAAAGGUCUCUUGACGGUCUCCAUCGCGCCUUUUUUGUCUGCUUUUCCUGCGACAGCGACGCAUAAUUUCAAAUUGACUGGGCAAUAUGAACAAGACGUACGAAAUAUGGUAGAAAGUUUGAGAAUGGCUUGUGACCUACAAAGAGAUACUCCUGAACAUGAUAGCACUGUUCAAAGAAUUAGAAAGCAAAUGAGUGACUUUGUCUCCUUUUACCGUAGAAAUCCAAACGUCGCUGGAUCGCCAUCUUUUAGUACUAUCUAUACUGCUAUUAAUACUGUGGCUGGGCAUUAUACAACUUUUGGUACAGAAUAUCCUAUCCCAGAAAAACGCAAGGCAAGGCUAGAGCAACAGUUUAAAGAUAUUGAGAGGGCAGUUUCGAGAGGACGGUAAUAAAAGUCUAUAAAGAAAGCGGUGUGUUGGAAUGUUUUGAAUGGAUGGUUUGUGAGAUCAUUUCUCCCAACUGAAUAAAGGAUUCUUUCUUUAGCUUCGGGACUUC